CCGUGUCCAACCACCCCCAAAAGAAAAAGAAAAUACACAAAAAACAAGAAAUACACAAGAAACAAGAAGACGGUGGCGCAGCGGAUUACAAAGUGGUCCCUGUCGCAGUGAACGGCAAUUGAACGGCUUCGGCACUGUCCGCCGCACCUGGCUGGGUAGAAGGAGCACCUGGCAAUGGCCGGAGACAUGUCCAUCGGAUGCGCGGCUCUCAAGCGGUCCAGCAAGCAUGUGCCCAGCGGAGAACUGGCAAAGGACAAGGAGAACGGUGGCGGUGGCCUGACUAAGAUUCCUCCGGUGGCACCACAAAAUAUGCGUGGUGGUCUAAGAGUCUACAAGAUCGUCAUCUUGGGUGACGGCGGUGUGGGAAAGUCAGCUGUCACUUUGCAGUUCGUGAGCCACAGUUUCCUCGACUACCACGACCCCACAAUUGAGGACUCGUACCAGCAACAGGCGGUCAUUGACAAUGAAGCGGCAUUGCUGGAUAUACUCGACACCGCCGGCCAGGUAGAGUUCACGGCCAUGCGGGACCAAUACAUGCGAUGCGGCGAAGGUUUCAUUAUUUGUUACUCGGUCACUGACCGCCACAGUUUCCAGGAAGCCUCUGAAUACAGGAAACUUAUAACCCGGGUGCGUCUCUCUGAGGACAUACCACUGGUGUUGAUCGCCAAUAAGGUGGAUCUGGAAUCCCAGCGCCGCGUCACCACCGAGGAGGGAAAGAAUCUGGCCAACCAGUUUGGCUGUCCAUUUUUCGAGACUUCGGCAGCACUGCGGCACUACAUCGACGAAGCGUUCUAUACACUUGUCCGCGAAAUCCGGCGCAAGGAGCUGCAAAAAGCCCUGGGCACAGACUCCAGCUCGGAGAAGAUUCAUACACGCCAUCGCAGUCGCUGGUGGCGUAUUCGCUCUAUUUUUGCAUUGGUGUUUAGGCGUAGGCGGAACCUCAACUAGGUUCGACCAACCUCGAGUGCAAUAUUAGCCACACAAAACACACAAAAGAGUAACUUUUUUGCUGUAUCUAAGAUAGUUGUUAUUGAUGGUCAAUCAGAUAUUUAUUUAUUAUUUGUUAUUACAAAACUAUUUAACUUACUUGUUGGCCAGAAAAUGGGAAUGUGUAGAGCAAAUACGUUUAAGCACUGAUCCAAAAGAUACGUAUUAACCAUGCACGUACAUAUGUUUAUGUAGUAAAUAUAAAUAAUAACGUUGAUUCCUAUUGAACGGACGAUUGGCAGGCGGAUUAAUGGAAAAGCGACGUUUCUAAAAACCCAGCCGUACGACCAAUAAUGCGGGCAAUUGCUGGAAAAACAUUAGCCACGUGGGGAGAAUUUUAAAUUUAUGUAUGGAACGUAUUAUUAAAGGAUACACUUACAAAACACGACACAAAUUUAACUAAUCGAAUAAAUGUUGAAUUUAAUGUAAACUAAUAUUAUAAAUCGAUCGAUCGAUGGAACACUAGUACCAAUAACAAUACCAGAGAGCUUUGUUCAAACCCCCAAUCCAAAAUGAAUUAAUAAUAUAUACAAUAUAUGUAACAGCGACGCGAAAUGUGUGCGUAAUUUAAGCCCAAAGCAGCCGAAUUGCAUUUGUUGUUUAAGUUUGAGACAUGUUUAUUGUUUAUUUUUAAGGACCACCAUGUUUACACCUAAGUUUAUUUAUUAUAGUUUAAAAAUCUGUUAAUUACUUUUACACAUCACGACGUUCUAUAACAAAAAUACUUACCAUGAGUUCCUUGUCAUCAAUGUUAAACUGAAUCAGAGCUAUCAGAACUCAUACACAAAACCGACAUCUUCUGGAAGACCCCUCUGUGGGGGCAGUUGGUCGGGCCUACCGUAAUUAUCCUCCUCCACACACAAACAAUAUUCCGACCAACAGAAUCCAAAACGGCGUAGAACUAUUCCACGCCAUCAUGUAAAUGAAGCGAUGCUUAAAAAGUGACAUGGAGAGAUGUCGAAGGAACUAUAUUUUCAGGUCGUUUUGAAAACGGCAGACUGGUUCUGACAGCGAUGCCAAUAAUGAUUGUAUCACAUAAUCGAAAGAAAUUCAAUGUAACAUUUUGAUUCAUAAUGUUAUGUACAUUUUAAAUGUAAAAAAAAAAAUGGAAUACUAAAGCACAAAAUAAAAAUAAAAACCAACCAAA
This is a messenger RNA of Drosophila bipectinata, 2134 nucleotides long. It is a transcript of the gene Ric, whose product is annotated as Ras-related protein interacting with calmodulin. Lineage: Eukaryota; Metazoa; Arthropoda; Insecta; Diptera; Drosophilidae. The record is from RefSeq and is a predicted model, not a curated record. Gene Ontology annotation, biological process: Ras protein signal transduction. Gene Ontology annotation, cellular component: plasma membrane. Gene Ontology annotation, molecular function: GDP binding; calmodulin binding; GTP binding.